CGUCGACUCUUUUUCACUCGAUCGCCAGGGAUUCUCGACUCGUCUUACUCCUCUCUUUCGUCAGUUUUCCGUCGCUAGGGGGAAAAGAAGAGACGCGACUCGGUGAAGUACCGUCGGUGUAUUCGGUUCGGUCGUUGGAGCGAGUUCGCUCGGCGAAACGUCCAAUCGGGAACAUUACCGCUUCGCGGAGUCUAAUACCGGUGUGGAGGAAAGUAUCGCGAAACCGUCUCACCGGCGAACCAGGAAUCGAGACGCGAUGAAGGAGAGCCUGGUGAAGCGAGAGAUGAAACGCGAGUGGGAGGAGAGUCGAGUCGACGAGAACUCGGCCAGGAUCGCUGGAAGCGGGAACGCGGCGACGGUAACGGCGACAGCGAUCGAAGAGCAACGGCAAUCGGCCGAGAGUGGCCCUCGGACGGUGAUCACGGCUAGGAGACACGUGCGAACGAUUACGACCGCCGGCCACAUAACCGAGAACGCGGCCGAACCCGAAGCCGACCUCGGUCCCGAUUCGCCGGACGCGAACGCGAUGUCGGCCAAUCUGCAGCUCCAGUCCCAACAUCGGCAUCAGCUCCGGCAACAACCGGCCGAACAACAGCAUCGACAGUCGCAGUCGCGAAAUUACCGAGAAGCGGACGAGCAGGAGCAAGGGGAGCAACAAACGGCGCAGCACUUUGCGCACAUCUCUCGAUCGGAAGGGGAUCUCGAGCAGCAGCACCAGCAACAACACCAGCAACAACACCAGCAACAACACCAGCAACAACACCAGCAACAGCACCACCGCCCCGGGGACCAACAGCGACUGCCGGUCGUCUAUUUGACGAGCAACGGACAGGAAGUGAAGGUCGAGGUUUCCGGAACGGUGGAGCACGGGGGUGCGCUGUCGGUGAAAGAGUCGACGAGGUACGAGACCAACGACGGACCCGAUCGAAACGAGAUGGAAGGCAUGUACGUUUACGCGACCGACGGUCAACAGCUACGCAGGGAGAACCACGGAAUCGCGGUCCACGCGCAAGAGAGACGGGCCCAUUCGUCCGCGACCCAACAGAGGUACAGUCCGCGCGAGAGCGGACAGCCGAGCGGACAGUCGAGCGGAGGAAACGGCUCGGCGGCUGGCAGGACUUACCACCACGGGUCGCCGUUGCUGGUUUCGAGCGGCGAGGAAUACGAGGCGGGUACGUCGGUGACGUCGCAGUCCAGCGCGUCGGCGACGGCGGCCGCGUCGGUGGCCGGUACCAGCGUCGAAGCUGCGACCGGGGAGGGGUCCGAAACCGGGACAAGCGCGGGCACCGGGACCGGCGACGGUGCGGAGAACGCGACCGGCUCCGGGACCGUUCAACUGGGUUCCAGUGCCGCCCCGGCGUAUUCUCCGCCGAUCGUCGGCGACGCCGGUAUGCACGGAUCGACGCCGAGCGGACAACAGCAAGCGGUCCAGCAACAGCACCGGCUGGUCACCGGAUACGCGGACGCCGUCGUGGAAUUCGCGGCGGCCGUCGCGAACGAGAAACAAGUGUCCAGCACCUACACCACGCUGGAGACGGUAGCGAUACCGCCGUCGCAAGCCGUGCAGUACGCCGCGCAGUACAUCCCGAGCAGCGAUACCUUCCAACAGGCUCCGACGUACGCUUACCCCAAGUCCGGGGAGCAGCUGAUUCUCGCGUAUCCGCCGACCGGUCAUCUGAGCGCGCGCGUCGCCGCGGUAGAAUCGCCCGGUAGCAGUUACAUGAAGGGCGACCCGACUCUCGCGGCCGCAGCGUCGCGCGGCGUGUCGCUUCACUACGAGCAAUCGACCUCUCCGAGCCCUCAGAUGACCUUGUACAGCGGCGGCAGCGGCGUGUACCCGUACGCGAAACCGACCGCGAACGCGGAGUACUGGACCACCCCGGGGACACCGUCGCCGCCCACGUUCGACGGGAAUCAGAGCUACCCAGGCGUCACUGCCAUCUCGAUCGGGGACGCGACCAACAUGCAACUGUACUCGGGCGGAGGAUACAGCGUGUCGGCCGGCGCCGGGGGCGCGCCCUCGCCGUGGAGCAGUUUGCCGAUUUCCGGCUCGGAGGAGAACUUUGACGGCACCAUGAUCACCACCGAGCCGAAAGAGUGUCCCGGUUGCGCGGGCCUGACCACCAUCUGGAAAAGGGACGAGACCGGUCAUUAUUACUGUCAGAACUGUCUCUACGUGAAACCCAACGGAGUGAACAGACCGAGCAUGAGAUGCGGCAAACCGAAACAAACGGUCGCUCCGACAGGCGUGCGGAAAACGGGUAUGCAAUGCGCGAACUGCAGAACCUGCAACACCACCCUUUGGCGGCGAAACAACAAUGGCGAGCCGGUGUGCAACGCCUGUGGACUCUACUACAAGCUGCACAACGUAAACAGACCGCUCAGUAUGAAGAAAGAGGGUAUUCAGACGAGAAAGAGGAAACCCAAGAAUCACUCGGGACUCGGCGGAAGUUUGGCCGGACCCAGCGGCAUCCACAAGACCGAGAUUAAGUCUAGCUUACUCGGUGAGUCUUCGCGUGCCACCGCUAGAGCCAAUCGCUAGUCAGCCCAGCGGCGACCUGAUCUCAGUCAUAACUUCUACGACGGCCGUCCACGCGGAGAGAACUUAACGGAAGAGGAUUUCAAUGGGAAAAGCGGCUGCGGCGCGGCGAAACGAAGAUUCGAAACGAAUCGCGCGCGGUUCGAGGAACCGACGAGCAGCGUUGCGCCUACCGUCGAUCGAACCCGACUUGGACUUUACCGACCGAGGAAAUCCUCGAAGCUCGUUUCCGCCGAAACUGCUGCGUCCACCUUGUUCUCACCGGUCGAGAAACGUAUCGUCGUUCCACGCGUUCGCGAUUUCGCGCAACCGCCGGCGAGAAUCGUCGAAAAUUGUUCGCGAUUCGAUCGUUCGUUCUUUCCCGAUUGCCUCGCGAGGAAAACCGACGCCGCGCUAGACCGUUGCGCCAUCGAGGCGGCGUCGCGUCGCGAGCUCGAUCGGCGCAGGCGAGUCCUCGCGUACCGACCGCGCGCCGCUUUAUCGGCGAUCAGGCGGCAGCUCCGCCGAGACCGUUCGCCCUCUGAAGGCGAUCGAGAGAACCCUCGGGCUUACUCUCGGAGGAAGGAAGUUGCACGCGAAAGCUGGUCGCCGCGCAGCUUGUUCGCCUUUCCUCCUUCUCUACCUUUUCCACCGCUUCCUCGUUGUCCUCGUUGUCCUCGUUGUCCUCGUUAUCCUCGUUAUCCUCGUUAUCCUCGUUAUCCUCGCGCGAUUCCAGCGUGGCCUGCUGCUCGAUCGUAGUCGCGUCCGCGUCGUUCCCCCGGAACGCGGGACGCGCAGCCGUUGCCAGAAUAUUUCGCGAAUGUAAAUUGUAAAUACGCGUCCGUGUCGUCCGUCCGGUGAACGGGCGCGCACACAGGCGCAACAGGUAAACGCGAAUACGCGUAACAGCGACAGCGAAAAAUCACGAACCCAAAGAGAAUAGUAUCGUCGCGUGCACAGCUACCGGCGUCGCAACGUCCGACUGGAAAAGACCGAGAGACUCCGAAAUCGCGAGAAACAAGUUUGUUCCAGCCGAGAGUCGAUCGAUCCAUCCGCCCGACUAUUUAUUCCUAUUCCCAUCUUAGCGGAACAGGCGUGGCGCGCUCGUGCGCUCCUCGACGAUCGUCGACACUUUGUAUUUCCAUUCGAUCCGGGGAAAUCCGCGAACGCGCGGUUUUCGCGGAUCGAACUUAUUUUAUACGCGUUCACGUUUUCAAGAGAAUAAA
Messenger RNA from Nomia melanderi (Alkali bee), 3744 nucleotides. NCBI's taxonomy places the organism in Eukaryota, Metazoa, Arthropoda, Insecta, Hymenoptera, Halictidae. The record is from RefSeq and is a predicted model, not a curated record.